Sorex araneus (European shrew) is the source of this 1940-nucleotide messenger RNA. RefSeq names its product MRT4 homolog, ribosome maturation factor (gene MRTO4). The coding region runs from base 343 to 927 and encodes 194 amino acids. Gene Ontology annotation, biological process: ribosomal large subunit assembly; rRNA processing; nuclear-transcribed mRNA catabolic process. Gene Ontology annotation, molecular function: RNA binding. The record is from RefSeq and is a predicted model, not a curated record. NCBI's taxonomy places the organism in Eukaryota, Metazoa, Chordata, Mammalia, Eulipotyphla, Soricidae. The transcript is spliced from 8 exons. Gene Ontology annotation, cellular component: nucleolus; preribosome, large subunit precursor.
CGCGGGCGGCCGCCUCGGGGCGGGACGGGGCGCGUCAGGCACGCGCGAGGGCAGCCCCGGCGCCUGUCCCAGAAGCCCCCGCGCCGCCGGGGUCCUCGCAGCCCGCCGGACCUUCCGCCGCACGUGUCUGCAGCGCGAUGCCCAAGUCCAAGCGGGACCAGAAAGUGUCCCUCACCAAGACUGCCAAGAAGGGCCUGGAACUGAAACAGAACCUGAUAGAAGAGUUGCAGGGGACUUAGCAGGUGUGCCUGCCCCCUGGACUCCAGUGCCCCCUGAAUUGUCUCACAGCUUCGGAAAUGUGUGGACACCUACAAGUACCUUUUCAUCUUCUCCGUGGCCAACAUGAGGAACAGCAAACUGAAGGACAUCCGCAAUGCCUGGAAGCACAGCCGAAUGUUCUUUGGCAAAAACAAAGUGAUGAUGGUGGCCUUGGGUCGAAGCCCAGCUGACGAGUACAAAGACAACCUGCACCAGGUCAGCAAGAAAUUGAGAGGGGAAGUUGGUCUCCUUUUCACCAAUCGAACCAAAGAGGAAGUGAACGAGUGGUUCACAAAAUUCUCCGAAAUGGACUAUGCCCGGGCCGGAAACAAAGCCACUUUCACCGUGAGCCUGGACCCAGGGCCACUGGAGCAGUUCCCGCACUCCAUGGAGCCACAGCUCAGGCAGCUGGGCCUGCCCACUGCCCUCAAGAGAGGUGUGGUGACCCUGCUCUCCGACUAUGAGGUGUGCAAGGAGGGCGACGUGCUGACCCCCGAGCAGGCCCGAGUCCUGAAGCUUUUCGGGUACGAGAUGGCAGAGUUCAAGGUGACUGUACAGUACAUGUGGGAUGCGGAAUCGGGGCGGUUCCAGCAGAUGGGAGAAGAGGACGAGCUGCCAGAGAGCGCGCCCGAGUCUGCAGAUGAGUCAGAGGACGAAGACGACAGCUGAUGUGCGCUGGAGCUUCUGUGCUCCUGUGGAUGGGACUGUGCCCACCUGUGUCUGAGGCACGGCAGGACGUUAGGGACAGACUUGCUCUCAAAGAUGAAACCUCAUGAGCAGGGUUCUCCCUGCAGGCUGCACACGGACUUUCUCAGAAAAGAACUAGCCUUUCUUUUGUGUGAUCUCGGGGCUCUCCAUACACAAACCUCCCACUUAGCGCUCCAGCCCCUUGGGCAGGCCAGGCCCAGCCACCUUCACACAGGCAUGCCCGGGCAUACCCUCUGCUGGGGGUGCUCAGCCUCUGAGCACACCCCCCACCCCAUCCCAGUGCGGACUGCAGCAUUUUGCAAAAGCUUAGGGGAACAACUCAAGUGCCCAUCAGUGACUGGAAAAAGAUGUGACAAGUAAUAGACAAAUUUAUAAAGCAAUCACAAAAUAACCCAAAGCAAGAAAACCUCGGGCAGUAGUAGACAAAGGUGGGGUGCUUUGUCUUGUACGUGUCCACCCCAGACUUGAUCCCUGACACUGACACUUACGUGAUCCCUUGAGCCUGCCAGGACUAAGCCCUGAUGAUAGCCAGAUACAGUCCCAAAACCCAACAGUAAGUCUAAGAGAUCUAACUGCUGGGUUACAUGGUAACUUUUUGUGUGUGUGUAUGUGGGCUUUGGGCCACACUUGACAGGGUGUGGAGCUUAUGCCUGGCUCUGCGCAUGGAUCACUCCUGGUAGUGCUUGGGGAACCAUGUGCAGUUAUAGGGAUCAAACCAGGACUGGCUUCGUGCAAGCCAUUGUCUGUUAAUUUCGAGUUCUCUCUGGCCUGUUGGAUCUUUUGAGGAGCUGACAGCUUACUUUCCAGAGCAGUUGCAUCAUUUUACAUUCUGCCACUUCAGUGUAUGAACUUUCAGUUUUUCCAAGUUGUUUUUUUUUUUUAAUCUGUCCUGAUAGGUAUGAAGUAGCCUUUGUUGUGGUUUGGAUUUACUUUUCUCUGAUGGAUAAUAUAUUCAACAGUUGUUUUGUUCUUGG